Messenger RNA from Symbiodinium sp. CCMP2592, 5310 nucleotides. The record is from the annotation of a GenBank genome assembly. NCBI's taxonomy places the organism in Eukaryota, Dinophyceae, Suessiales, Symbiodiniaceae.
AUGGCUCCCGGUGGAAUCAGGGUCCUCAACGUUGCUGAGAAGCCCUCUGUGGCCCGAGAGAUUACUAGCCAACUCGGUGGUGGCGGAGUUUCGCGUCGCAACAGCCAUGGAGUCCCGGUCACCGAGUUUCCCUACACGCUACGGCAAACGCAAUGCCGCAUGGUCGUCACAGCGGUCCGGGGACACCUGCUUGAAACGCAGUUUCCAGCAGAAUACAGUGUGUGGAAGGCACACAAUCCCUCCAUCCUCUUCCAGGUGCCGGUGCAGCGAAGAGUUUCCGCCGACAACAAGAGCCUGGAGCUCAUGCUCACGGACCUGGCGCGGCAGUGCCAGUGGCUCGUGCUGUGGCUGGACUGCGACAGGGAGGGCGAGGCCAUCGCUUUCGAGGUGCUGGAGACGUGCCAGCGAGCAGCAGGCGGCCGGCUACAGGUCUUCAGGGCAGUUUUCUCGGCACUGACGAGGCAAGAUCUCGUUCGUGCUUGCCAGACCCUGCGAGAUCCAGACCAGCGAUUGGCAGAUGCAGUCGAGGCACGUCAGCAUUUUGAUCUGCGGGCGGGAUCGGCCUUUACGCGUUGGAUGAGCCUACGGUACCAGAACAUGUUCCCAGAGCUUUGCCAGCAGCCGCUGAGUUAUGGCCCGUGCCAGUUCCCCACCCUGGGCUUUGUCGUCGAACGAUUUCUGCGCAUUCAGCGUUUCGUCUCCGAGCCUUUCUGGUCCAUCAAGGCUGAGGUGCAGAAGGACGGCCACAGUGUGCGCUUCAACUGGCGUCGGGGCCGCCUCUUCGACCGUUUGGCGGUUCUGGCGCUCUAUGAGCUGGUUGUGGAAGAGGCACCUCGAGGGGCCCUCGUCACGCGAAUUGCGGAAGAGCCGAAGAGCCGAUGGCGGCCGCUGCCCCUAAACACCGUGCAGAUGACGAAGCUCGCGACCUCGAAACUUCACAUGGCGUCAGCUCGAUGCAUGCAAGUUGCGGAGGAGUUGUACCAAGGAGGCUUCAUCUCCUACCCUCGCACGGAGACGGAUCGUUUUCAGAAAACGAUCGAUGUCUUCGGGCUGGUGCAGACGCAGGUUCCAUCCAGCGCGUGGGGGAACUUCGCCAGGAGCCUGGUGGACGGGCGCUUCACGGAGCCAAGAGCUGGCUCCAAUGAUGACCAUGCGCAUCCGCCGAUACACCCGGUUCGCUGUGGCGAGCGUGGGCAAUUCACUGACGAGUCAUGGCGCGUUUAUGAGCUCAUCACCCGACACUUUUUGGCAUGUUGUGCCCCCGACGCGCGAGGGAACCGAACAGAGGUGGAAAUAUCGAUCGCAGAGGAAGAAUUUGCAACCUCCGGAGAUAUUGUGCUUGACCGCGGCUGGUUGGAUGUUUAUCCUUACUCGAAUUGGGUCAACGACCCGCUCCCUCCGUUUCGAAACCACGAGGUGGUGGCCUUCUCAUUGUUGGAGAUGGCGGAAUCUAGGACUCAGGCACCUCCGCUGCUCAGCGAGGCAGACCUGAUUUCCUUGAUGGAUCGUGAGAAAAUUGGGACGGACGCAACGAUGCAUGACCACAUUCAGAAGAUACAAACCCGGACCUACGCCCUGAAGAAUGCAGAAGGCCGGCUUGAGCCUUCGAGGUUAGGACUCGCCCUGGUUCAGGGCUACCAAAGGUUUGCGGCGGAAGAGGGCAUGGACCUGUCCAAGCCGAUCCUGCGGGCCCGCAUGGAGCGUGGGAUGGAAGCAGUGGCCGCAGGCCGACAAAGGAAGGAAGACUUCCUGCGUGAGGCUUUGGACAUCGCACAGCGAUGCUAUGCUGCUCUGGAGCGCAACGCCCCAGCCUUGGACCAUACGCUGGGCCAGCACUUCUCGAGUCAACUGGAUGUGGGGCGACGUGCGCAAGUGGUGCAGGCGGCCUUUUCCAUGUGUCGCUGUGGUGCGAGCAUGGAGCUGCGCCGCCACGUUCCGGGAGGUCCUCCUGGAGGAGGCGGAGCAGUGGGCCGUGCUAUGGUCCGUGGCCGUGGGCCCGUGCAGAGGGGCCGAGCUGCUGUGGCUCGACAAGAGCUGUUCCUCGUUUGUCCUAACGGCGCUUGUGGCGUCGUUCUGCGCCUCAGCUUGCGCAGUGACCAGACCCCUACAGCGUAUGGACACAUGUGCCCAAUCUGUGACUUCCAAGUCCUGAACAUCAAGAACGAGGAGACGCAGCGCAACCAUCAGCUCUGUCCUCACUGCUUCAACUACGUCCCUCAAGAUCUUCACCCCGGUCAGACGGAGCUUCGCUGUUUUCAGUGUGUGCAUCCGAGUUGCUUGCUCGCAGUUGACGCAGUCUCUACCUUCCGUGCCCCCAGCCUUACGUCCUUCAUCGUCCUUCUUGGCUUCAUGACACCACAGGCUUCUGAGAUUCUGGCUUACCUUCGGAUCUGGGUGAUGAAGGGCAGCGACAGAUCGGCCCAAGAAAAGGAUGUCUUGCCAAGGCCGGAGCAGCUCAUCGAGGCCGGAGCAGAUGGUGACUACGAGUUCAUCAGACUCUGCGUUGAAGCUGGAGUUCCAUUGGACAUCUUCAACGAGCGUGGAGUCACGCCGCUGAUCUCGGCAACCGUCAACAACAAGGUGGCAAGCGCGAGGCUCUUGCUUGAGUCUGGGGCUGAUCCGUCCAUGCAGGACAUCAAUGGUGCAACCUGUGCUCACUAUGCUAUUGAACUGCGCCGCUUCCAGAUUUUGGAUGCGGCUCUGGAAGCCAUGAGCCGCCGACGAAGUUGGGUGGCAAUUUACAUCAAGGACGCGCGAGGCUACAACGUCCUCGACUACGCUCGCCUGCCGGAUCACGACGAGAGUCUUCGCCUUCUGAAGUUACGUUUGGGUGGACCACUGGGCUUUGUAUGGGCAGUAACAGAGAGCAUGGUUCACAAUGCAAUGAUCAAGAUGCCGAAGGGCGAGCAAAAUAAGCGAGGCUUGGCAAAACACGUGGCCAAGCUUGCCGCUGAGAGGGCGGCUGCAAAGGUGAAGGAAAAGAUCCAGCAGACCAAAGAAAAGGCGCGCGAGAAGCUGCUCGGUGGCUGGUUGUGCUCCUAUUGCAGCGAGGCGAAGAUCUCCGAGAAGAAGCUCUCGGAGACGAUUCACAUGGACAUGCCCGAUUCAGACGAAGAGGAUGAGGAUGUUUCGGAAGGGAAUCCUGCAACCAUGGCGGGCAUGCAUGGAGUUGCAAUUGGGAGUGGGAUCGAACCUCGAUGGAAGCAUGACGAAGUUUUCAUUGGCAAAAUGGAGAAGGGCGAGUCCAUAGAGAUCACCACCUGCUCCGAAGAUACUACCAAAGAGCAGCGGGAGAUCCUGCAGGAGCGCCAGCUCAUAAGCAAUCCGCUGAAAGCAUGUCUGCGAUCCUGUGUCGACUCCCUGAAUGGUGUCGUGGAUGAUAGCGCCACACCGAAGGCAAAGCCGAGGAGGCCGCGGAGAGAGCAGACCAUGCUGGACAAAAUGAGCAAGAUCGUGACGAUCCUCCAGUGGGUGCCAGAGCUGACCUUCCACAAGGUUCGUGCUGACCUCGUGGCUGGUCUGACGGUCGGUGUGAUGGUGAUUCCGCAGAGCAUGUCGUACGGAGCAAUCGCAGGGCUUCCAUACAUCAACGGCAUGUACUCGGCUUGCGUGCCCACGCUCGUUUAUGCCUUGUUUGGCCAGAGCCGACAGCUGGCCGUGGGUCCCGUGGCCAUGGUGUCGCUGCUCAUCGAAGCGGGCCUCAACGGAAGCCUCGGGCCGGAGUGUAACGUUCCCGGCAAGGCACAGUACGAGGUUUGCACCAGCGAAUACGUUGGCCUGGCUUGCCUUGCAGCUGCGCUGGUCGGUGCGAUGCAGGUAGUGGCGAGCAUUCUGAAGCUGGGUUUUCUGGUCACAUUUCUCGGCCAUCCAGUCAUCAGUGGAUUUACCAGUGGUGCCGCCAUCAUCAUCGGCCUCAGCCAGCUGAAGUACAUGCUGGGCUACGACAUUCCAAAGUCCCAGUACAUCUACGACACAAUCAUCAAUGUGGCCAUGAACAUCCAGGAAACGAAGCCGAUGCCCCUGCUGUUGGGAGUCCUUUGGUUGGCCUACUUGAUUAGCAACAAGCAAAUUGCAGGAAGGUACCGACGGCUGAAGAUGCUGGCUCCUAUGGGCCCCUUAAUCAGCUGCGUCGCUGGAACCGUGCUGAUCUGGGCGUGGCCGGAUAUGAGCGAAAAGUACCACGUCAAGUACGUUGGGGAGAUUCCCUCAGGCUUGUUUCCAAUAAGUAUCGGCAGCUGGCAACUAGACAAGAUCCCCACCGUCGUCGGAACUGCCAUGUCUGCAUGCUUGAUCGGCUACAUGGAGUCUAUUGCCAUUGGGAAGAAUUUGGCAGCUACCAAUGGCUAUGAGAUCGAGGCCUACUUCUUGCGUGUUCCGGCCUGCCGAGUUGUCAUAGUGACAGUCCAGAAGCUUUUCUUUUUCUAUGACCGCAACUUCGUGCCCCUGCGAGAUCAGAUGGUGGCCUCUCUGGAACAGAGUGGAGGGCUCGCAGACUUCACUUUGUGCGAGGAUGUGCUCGAUGACCUGAAAGGCAACAAUCGAGCCGGCGGCGGCAUGCCGACGUAUUUGUACAAGUCCGCCAAGAUCGGAAAAGCCCUCAAUGAGGUGGAUGCCGAUGAAAUCUUCCUGUUCACAGACGUCGAUGUUCAGUACUUUCAUCCUGUGCAUGAAAUUGUCAGGGAGUGCAUGGCAGACGGCAGAGGUUGCAUGGCCUCCAAGCACGUUCGACCGUGGAAGGAGUUCGAAGACAUCGGAGUAAACAUCGGUUUCAUGGCCAUGCGAAAAAGCGCAGCAUGUCAGGCGUUUUGGGAGUUUGUGCAUGCUGAGAUCAGCCGCACCCAGGCACUGGACCAGAGGGUUGUGAACAACAGCCUCUAUUCAGGCCAUGCAGUCGAGACUUUCGGUCUGCGAUGGAAGAGAUGGCCCAGUAGCAUUUGGGCCUCGUCUAUGGCCUUCUGUGGCCCACUUCCGCAGCCGCUGGUGGUCCACCAUGCCAACUUCCUCAUCGAAAAGGCCCCGGCAGCUGAUCCGUCAUCUAAGGUGGCUCAGCUGACGCAGCUGCGUCAAGCCACGCUAGGAGACGACAAGGAGGCUCAGGCGGCCUGGGCGGAGUUCAUGCAGGGAGCGAGGACUUGCCCGGCCAUGCUGGACUACCGCAGCCGCCACUUCGGGGAGCGUCGCCCCGGACCGGAGUGGUCCACACUGCCUGAGAACCACAUUGCUCGGCUCGGUGGCUACAGCGAGAGGGCAGCGAAAAGGGCCGCAGCUGUCAAAGGAGCCCCCGAAGAUCCUGACGCCAGAACCGCUUGA